Ilex paraguariensis (yerba mate) is the source of this 423-nucleotide messenger RNA. NCBI's taxonomy places the organism in Eukaryota, Viridiplantae, Streptophyta, Magnoliopsida, Aquifoliales, Aquifoliaceae. The record is from the annotation of a GenBank genome assembly.
AUGAGUCUUUGUGCUGUGAACGUCAAGGUUCAAGAUGUCAUGGAAAUUGUCGAAAGAAGACAGUUUUCUCUGCAUAAGAAGUCGCAAAUCACAAGAAACUUUGAGAUUUUGGAGCAUUUGAGGAAGCUGGGUUGCGGCGCUGGGUUGGUCAGUGGUAACGAACUUACAUUGGCCCAUCGUACCGGGUUCAAUCCCACUAGUGGUAACAAACUUAGAUUGGCCCAUCGUGUCGGGUUCAAUCCCACUAGGUGUAUUUUUAAUGGAAAUGGAAAGACCUUGGAGGAUUUAGUGUUGGCUUCCCAAGAAGGGGUCUUUGUUAAUAUUGACAACAAAUUUGGUUUGGAUAAUAUCGUAGCUACUGCAAGAAUUGUAGGGAAGAAAGUUAAUGUUCUUCUUCAUAUCAAUCUAGAUGUGGAUCCUUAG